AGUCACGCCGCGACGCUGACAGAACGGCGGUAAUAUUUUAUUUUAUCAGCAACCUGGGGUUAUUCGCCGAUUUUCUCCCGUCCAUCCCCCACUCGCUCGCUCUCCAUUUCCCAACACGUCCGCGUCUUAUUUUGAAACCCAAAAUCGAGAAGCCAUCCCCCGUGCACCUUGGGUCCAUUUGCCACUUGUGUUUUUUUUUUUUUUUGUUAAAUUUUACUGCCCCUCUGCUUGGACAGUUGUCCUCAGUAGCCCGACAAAAAAAGAAGAGAAAAUGUCACAUUUGGACGUAGAAGCGUUGUUGGACGCCGCAGCUAACGGCGCGGACAGUAGCAAGGACAAGAAGGCCACCUCCAAUGGCGACAGCCACACGAAUGGCGACCGCAGCGAACGCGGUGAUCGGAGCUCCCGUCACGACCGGGACAGGUCCCCGCGCGACUCCUCGCGCGACCGUCGACGUCGCGGCAGCCGGACGCCCAAGAGCGAGGCUGACCGGACCCCCCGAAGCGACGCGGGCAGCAGUACUCAUAAAAGCAGGCGUCGCAGCCGCAGCCGCGACAGAGAUUCUCGCCGCUCGCGUCGUCACAGGGGAGGAGAGGGCGACUACUACCGCGGCGCCCGCUCCCGCUCCCGCUCGCCGAACCGCUACUACAGACCUAGGGAUAAUCGCCGCGACCGCGACGACGACAGGCGCGGCUCGCAUCGCGGCCGAGACGACGACCGCCGACGUGCCCGUAGGGGUAGCAGGUCUAGGGACCCCAGCCCCCCUGCGCUGACUGAGGAUGAGCGUGAUCGUCGUACAGUGUUUGUUCAACAGCUUGCCGCUCGUCUACGUACCCGAGAGCUCAAGGAGUUCUUUGAGAAGGCUGGUCCAGUUGCUGAGGCUCAGAUUGUCAAGGACCGCGUCAGUAACAGGUCCAAGGGAGUCGGCUACGUUGAAUUCAAGACCGAGGAAUCCGUUGCUGCUGCGCUUCAGCUCACUGGUCAAAAACUCCUAGGUAUCCCCGUCAUAGUGCAGCCGACCGAGGCCGAGAAGAAUCGUGCCGUCAAGACGGAGUCCACCGGAACCCAGCAGACUUCGGUCCCAUUCCAUCGCUUGUACGUUGGCAACAUACACUUCAGUAUCACUGAGCAGGACCUCCAGAACGUUUUUGAACCUUUUGGUGAGCUCGAGUUUGUUCAACUUCAAAAGGACGACAGCGGCCGUAGCAGAGGCUACGGGUUUGUGCAAUUCCGUGACGCUACCCAAGCUCGUGAGGCUUUAGAGAAAAUGAAUGGGUUUGAUCUAGCAGGUCGUCCCAUCCGCGUUGGCCUUGGCAACGAUAAGUUCACCCCCGAAUCUACGGCCAACCUGCUGCGGGGAUUCCAGGGCCCCAAUGGACAGCAGCAGUAUCAAGGUUCCGCGUUCUCGGGAUCUGGUGGUAGAGGAGCUGCCGGUCAGCCUUCCAAUUUUGACCGCGCUGGGGGACGAGACAACGACAAGGGUAGCGGCGCCAGUGCUCUGGAUGACACUGACGUCGCUGGUGUCAACUUCAACAAUUUUAGCCGAGAUGCUCUCAUGAGAAAACUUGCAAGAACUGACGAACCCUCCACCACGCAACCUGAGAGACAGAUUCUCAAACCCAGAACUGAGGUUAAGCCCCUGCCUAUCAACAAUGUUAACCAGGCCAGUCGCUGUGUGGUACUUCACAAUAUGUUUGAUCCUGCCGAAGAAGAAGGCGACGACUGGGUCAAGGAGCUUGAAGAAGAUGUCCGGCAGGAGGCCGAGGAGAAGUAUGGGCAUGUUGUGCACAUUUCUCUGGACCCCAACUCGCAGGGCGAUAUCUACCUAAAAUUCGACCGAGUGCAGGGAGGCGAGAACGCCAUCAAGGGUCUCAAUGGCCGCUACUUUGGCGGCCGUAUGAUUACUGCUGCGCCUGUGGUAGACGCAUUCUACAGCAGUUUGUUCUCGCGCACAAAAGCUAUCUAAAACACUAAUUACGGCCAUGACACCAGAGCAGUGCACGAAUCCCAACCGACUAGGACAUUAAAGAUCCCCUUGUUCCCAAAUAUAUGGUUGAGCUUUCCGACAAACGUUUAUUUCACAGUACAGUACCACACAAGAUGACGGAGAAAUCUCUCAUCCUCACCAAAAAAAAGAAAAUACUAGGCUACACCACGAAAACCAUACAACCACAGACACAUUCAUACCGGCCCCGAUCACGAUCUCGCAAGGUCCAGCCACCCCCAACGCAUGCGACGGCAACAUUAGGCACGGCUCGGUUACACGCUUUUUGACCUUCUCCCCAGAAGACUACAAAAGGCUUUCGCAUCCCUUGACGGUGCUGAUCCAUGCUGAUGACUGGCAAAUAGGCACAUAUCUCUCAGUUUGGGAGGAGAAAAAUGUUUUGACUACCUCCAAAAUUGUUUGAGGUUCCGCACAGGCGUUGAGGUUCAUUUUAUUAUUAUUUUUAGGCUCGAAUAGAAAGACUAUUAGCAAAUACUCCCCAGAAGCUUUGAAGCAGAA
Molecule: messenger RNA, 2503 nt
Organism: Pyricularia oryzae 70-15
Lineage: Eukaryota; Fungi; Ascomycota; Sordariomycetes; Magnaporthales; Pyriculariaceae
Product: RNA splicing factor Pad-1
Exons: 5
Coding region: 272-1966 (564 amino acids)
Biological process (GO): mRNA processing
Cellular component (GO): nucleus
Molecular function (GO): RNA binding
Source: RefSeq, a predicted model, not a curated record